AUGGAACACAUUGUAGUUGCCAGCACGAGCCGUGGGACGACAGCUACAACACCAACGUCCAACAGCAAACGGAAACGAUCUCGUCGCAUCUACGAUGUCGAAGACCGAACCACAAAAGCAGACGUUGGCUCAUCACCGGGCACACAGUGGACUCUAUCGUCGUACAAACCCGGUUCAGGCGUCGCAGAACUCCGGUCCUCCGACCUCACAAAGCUGUGGCAAUCGGAUGGCAAUCAACCGCAUCUGAUCAGCAUCCAAUUCUCACGACGUACUUGUGUCACUCACCUUUCGAUCUAUCUGGAUGUCAAGCAAGACGACUCUUACACUCCGACGAAAAUCGCGGUCAAAGCGGGCACGAAUUAUCACGAUCUAACGAUGGUGAGGCAGAGAACGUUUGAUGCACCGCAAGGUUGGAAGCACUUCAACAUGACACCGGGGAGUGUCGAUGCGGUGACGGCGGAAGAGGACGAGGAGGCUGAUGGAGAGGAUGGUCAAGACGAUGCAACGCAAGAGAGUGCACCCGCAGGACCCGCAGGGGAGCGAGAUGACGAUGAUCAAGGAGAGUCCCAAGGUAUCCGAGUGUGGUUGAUUCAGGUUUGCAUCUUGGCCAACCAUCUCAACGGUAAGGAUACGCAUAUCAGAAGACUCAUUGUUUUCGGACCCCAACCAAGCGACGCGCCCAACCCACAAGGGCUGAAGAGACCGACUAAUGGACUCACACAUUCAAUGCUGCUACCACCUCAGGUCAGACUCCGAAACGAACAGGCGUCGAGCGGUCACAGUCCAAACGUCACGUUGGCUCAGUUGCUUUCCCUGCAAAACGCGGCCAGUGUUGAUGUUCAAGACGACCAAGCCGGCGACGAGAGCGCAGCUGGUGCGGUGUUACGCAGAACUGGGCUUAAUUUAUUCGGCAACAUCCGCUGA
This is a messenger RNA of Mycosarcoma maydis (corn smut), 924 nucleotides long. Its product is annotated as anaphase promoting complex subunit DOC1. Gene Ontology annotation, cellular component: anaphase-promoting complex. NCBI's taxonomy places the organism in Eukaryota, Fungi, Basidiomycota, Ustilaginomycetes, Ustilaginales. The record is from RefSeq and is a predicted model, not a curated record. Bases 1 to 924 code for a protein of 307 amino acids. Gene Ontology annotation, biological process: protein K11-linked ubiquitination; anaphase-promoting complex-dependent catabolic process. The transcript is spliced from 2 exons.